AUGGCAUCUACGAUGAACGAAUCUAUCGAGACUCGGCUGUUCAUCAACGGCGAGUGGCAAAACAUUCGAAGUGGUAUAUCCAUAACCAAGGAGGUUGUUGCGCAAGUCCAAGAAGCCGACAUCCAAGAUGUAGAGGACGCCGUUAAUGCUGCCAAUGCGGCUUUCCCCGCCUGGCGAGACUUGGGCACCGACAAGCGCGGCGCAUACUUGCGCAAACUAUCUCAGCUCAUCUUGGAGUCAAACGACGAGCUGGCGAAGCUCGAAACGCUCUCCACUGGCCGACUGAUCUCUCAGUUCUUUGACGCCAGUCUAGCAGCCGAGCUAUUUGCAUACUUCGCUGGUGGCGGUUGGACCGCGCAGGGGACAGCCAGCCUCAACACCCCGGACUACCUAAACCUGACCGUCAAGCAGCCAUAUGGCGUGGUAGCACUUAUUAUCCCGUGGAACUUCCCACUUGCCAUGUUUGCGAUUGAGAAGGCGAAUAAUUCGGAGUUUGGCCUGCACGCUGCUGUCUUUACUAAAGAUCUUGAUCGUGCCGUUCGGUUGGCGAAGGCUCUGGAUGCGGGUACUGUUGGGGUUAAUUGCACAAGCCCGACAAAUGCCAAGGAUACUGCAUUUGGUGGGUUCAAAAUGAGUGGGAGUGGCCGGGAGGGGCUUCUGUAUAGUCUUGACAGUUUUCUUGAGACUAAGAGUAUCUUGAUCAAGACAGCACGUCUGUGGAAGAUAGCUGGUUGA
Molecule: messenger RNA, 735 nt
Organism: Penicillium roqueforti
Lineage: Eukaryota; Fungi; Ascomycota; Eurotiomycetes; Eurotiales; Aspergillaceae
Exons: 3
Coding region: 1-735 (244 amino acids)
Molecular function (GO): aldehyde dehydrogenase (NAD+) activity
Source: RefSeq, a predicted model, not a curated record